Molecule: messenger RNA, 1047 nt
Organism: Paraglomus occultum
Lineage: Eukaryota; Fungi; Glomeromycota; Glomeromycetes; Paraglomerales; Paraglomeraceae
Source: the annotation of a GenBank genome assembly
AUGUCCUCCUCAAUAUCACCUUUCUACCGCCCUGGCACAUUCCCUGUUUUAUCCUCCCGCGUACUCGCCAGCGCUUCACAAUCUCUCCGAUUAGCCAUCCAGUCACAACACCUCAUUCGCAGUUUUUACUCUUCACCACCGCUAAUAACCCCACCUCUCACCACCACAAAGGGAUUCACAUAUUUAAUAGGCGCCGCCUGGUCACCAAAGAGAAAACGUCAUAACGUAAUAAAUCAUGUAACCGGAAAUCCAUGGUGGAGAGAACAAAUGAGAACCGGAAAAGUCGAUGCCGGAGAAGACGCUUUUUUCUACGUUUUAACAAAUUGUGGUGUAGCUUUAGGGGUGGCUGAUGGUGUGGGUGGAUGGGCACAGAUGGGUGUGGAUUCGGCAGCGUUUUCGUGGGCUUUGAUGGAUAAUGCGGCAAGCGUCGCAAAAGAACUUGGUACCGCAGAAAGGAAUCGUUAUAAAUCUAGUGUUAGACGAUAUGACGAUAUGGUAGAUGCCAAACGCAUAUUAAGCAGAGCCUUUGAGAACAUGAUAAAGAGCGGAAAGGUUGAAGCCGCAUUUCUUUUAAUUCGCAGUGGCCGACUUCUUUACGAGUCUCCUUCGCAACAACAUUUCUUCAAUUGUCCUUAUCAACUUACAUUAGUACCCGAACAUUAUCCCAAUCAAAAAUUAUACAUCAGAGAUAAACCCAGUGAUGCGGACCAGUCAACACAUCAGUUGCAAGACGGUGAUGUAAUAUUACUAGCAACGGAUGGGUUUUAUGAUAAUGUGUUUCCGGAAGAAGCGGUUUCUAUCGUGAACGAGGAACUCGAUAAAGUUUUAAGCAGUAACAAAGGCACCCGGAAUGUAAGCGUUGAGGAACUUACAAAACGGGUGAGGGGCUUGUCAAGAAGGCUCACAGAUACUGCUAGAAAAUAUUCUGAGGAUCGAAAACGAAUUAGUCCGUUCAGUAAGAAUGCAAUGAAUAUGGGCGAGUCUCGGUUAGGAGGGAAAAUAGACGAUAUAACUGUACUUAUUACUCUGGUGAGGGCGAAUUCAUGA